Messenger RNA from Carica papaya (papaya), 1012 nucleotides. RefSeq names its product oxidative stress 3 (gene OXS3). NCBI's taxonomy places the organism in Eukaryota, Viridiplantae, Streptophyta, Magnoliopsida, Brassicales, Caricaceae. The record is from RefSeq and is a predicted model, not a curated record.
CAUUAUCCAACGCUGACAUUACGUACACAGCCAUUAUUUAUUCCCUUUAAAGUAUUUAUAUAUAAAUAGAUAGAUACUGGAAUCCAGCAGGAAGUAUGUAUGUUUGCGUAUGCAGCCUAUUCUAAGAUCACGCAGCACUUAGAAGCCCGUUUUUGUUGCGUCGGGAAUCGAUCAAAAUGGAUGAAGCAGCAAAGAAAAUAUUUGAGCAUCUGGAAUUGAAGCCAAUAGAGACAAGCAAUAAUGGAGAUGAAAGUUGUAACUGGGUGAUGAUGGAAGGUGAUUACAAUAACCCAGUUAUGAGCGAUUCAGCGUCUGUUGAAUCCUCCUUUGAAGAUUCAACAAUUUCUGUUUCUUCAUCCUCUUCGUUGUUAGAUUUAACAGAGGAUGCAUCAUCGUACAAUAUUGGUUCUUCACCACUGCCAUCUCCAAUGGGACCUCUCUAUCAAUUAUCUGACCUCAUGGUCCAACUCCCUAUAAAGAGAGGUUUAUCGAAGUAUUAUCAAGGGAAGUCUCAAUCAUUUACAUCUCUAGCAAGUGUAAAGAGCGUGGAGGAUCUUGCGAAGAAAGGGUACGGUUACAGGAUGAGAAUGAAGUCGUGCAAGAGCUAUGGAGGAGGAUUAGAUGGUCACAGGCCAUACAGUCCUAAAGCCACCAUUUCAAAGAAGACUUCUUCAAGGGGACCUUUUCUAUCUUCCCUUGCCAAGAAGACCACUGCUUAAUUCAUGCACAGCACCUCUUCGACAUAUAUACAACGUGCAUGUUGUUCUAUAUUCCAAGCGAGUUUUUUCUUUUUGAUAUAGCAUAACAAAGCACCCCGUAACCUAACCUAAAACUUGAGGCCUUUUUCUCUUUUUUAUUUUGUUGUUUCUAGUUUAUUGAUCGUAGCAUUUUCAGGAAAUUUCAUCCAAAAGUGAAGGAACCUUUUCUUUUUCUUUUAAUUUAGGAUUGAUUCUUUUUAAUAGUGGUGUUAAUUAUUAAUAAUACCUUCAUAGUUAGGAAGUAGUUUAUGACA